AGAUACAGAUUAUAAAAAAAAGUUAGAUGAAAUAAAACGUCAAGAAGUAAGACGGUAGUCAAGUCUUUUUAUGUUAAGUGUAAUAAUUCUUAAAUAUUUUAACUAAAUUACAGUUGUUUAAGUGUUUAUAACAAAACUAAACUACCCAAAAAAAUUAUAAGUUUAUAAAAAUGCAUUUCUUUCUGUGUUUCUGUAAACAAAACAGUAAUCUUAAUUAAGUACUUGUCAAUCAUAUGUUAGUAAUUAAGGAUGUCACUUGUUUGUUUACUAAUGAUCUAAGCGAAAGUGUCUUAACUCAAAAUCAGUGAUGAAUAUUACAAAAUCAAGUGGGGAAUCGUCGUGUAGAGGACAAGAAAAUGGCGACUCAUCAACUGGUUCCGAGCGCCCACUCAAGAAAGCACGUUUUGCGUGGCAAGUUAAAGGAAAAUAUCACUUGAAAAACGAUAUACCCGACCCACCUAACAAUGCCGCACCAGCAACCACAUCCGAUAGGGCUACAACGUCGAACGCUUCGGACAUGGGCACAGAACAAAACCUUGAAAUGUUAGGUGACUACUUACUUAAACAAGACUUUAACACAUUGGAUUCUGUUAUUGCAGACUCUGAGAAAUCACUUUUAACUCCGAGUACAAGUAUAUCGACUGAAAAGAUACAAUAUCCAAGAUAUGUGAGCUCUUAUGACAAUAAUGAAUCAAGUAGGGGGAGUAGGACCAGUCAAGAAAACAGUGAUGUUGUGUCCUUGCCAAUGUCCAUGGUGGUGUCACAGAACUACACAGAGGAUGAGUGCAUAGCCCGCUGGCAGGCCAGACAGAUGGCAAAAGGAUUUGUUGACAAUACAAUAAACAGAGUGCUAGAAUCGUGGGUACCUGAGCCAUCCCCACCAGAAGAUAAUUCUAGGUACUUAGGUUGGGACAUUGCUGAAAUCAUAAACAACCUGCCAGGGGACAACACUAUUGAAAAUGAGGGAAUACUCAUGGCCAUUUCUGCCCAUGGCUUACAAAACACAAGUUCAAAUAGUAAUAAUGGCUCAAAAUCUGAUGACAAUAGUGAUUAUGGUGCUGGAUUUUGUAAUCUACCUUUGUCAGUCCGAAGUUUGUCCCCUCUCCCAUCAGAUGACGAAAAUACAUCUACAGUAAGUGUAAAAUGUGAUGAAUCAGAUCUGAACAAAUCUCUGCUGUGUAAUGAUCAAAAGAAUGAUGUGGGACAGUUCUCGUUAUUCCCUGAUUCCUCUCUGUCAUAUCAAUGCUUUAGUGAAAACCAAAAUUCAAGUAUUGAGUAUGAUGAAAAUGUUACUAACAAUCACUAUGAUUUCUUAGAUGCAGCUGUUAUGUUUGCUAUACAAAACAAAGGGUUAACUGCUUUCGGCACUGACUAUGGUUAAUAAUGUACUAAAUCAGUCAUUGGAUUUGCUACAGAGUGUAAAAUAAAAAGCCGUUACUCAGUUGCCAAUACUUUUAAUAGAUGGUUAUAUUAGAGUUGAUCUCUAACAAGCGGUAAUGGCCUGUACUGAUGUCUGAAGGGGACAAUUCAUCAGCAACCUCGCCAACAGUGUGUUCAAAAGUAUUUAUUCAAAUAUUGAAUAUUCAGCUUUGUGUCAUUCAUAUUCAGUUUAGCAUCCCUUAUGGUAUUAUAACCCAAAUAGUGUCAUAGCUGGUCUUAAAUUUGUAUCAUAGUAAUCAGUAUAUUAUAUCAUAGUACUAUGGAUUCUUUAGUUAUCAGUAUGUCUCAUUGAGGGUUUGUUUAUAAUGUUUAUUAUUGACUUUACAACCAAUUGAUUGCACCCAUGGCCCAAUUUACACUGUUGUAUGAAAUGCUUAUGUUUUGAUAUGUAAGUAAAACAUUUCUUAGCAUUAUGAAUCAAUUCAAAUACAUAGGAUUGUGUCAUAAAAUCUAUAUACUAUUAUAUAAAGCUGAAGAGUUUGUUUGUUUGUUUGUUUGAACGCGCUAAUCUCAGGAACUACCGGUCCAAACUGAAAAAAUCUUUUUGCGUUGGAUAGCCCUUUGAUCGUGGAGUGCUAUAGGCUAUAUAUCAUCACGCUAUACCCAAUAGCAGCGGAGCAGUAA
Manduca sexta (tobacco hornworm) is the source of this 2064-nucleotide messenger RNA. RefSeq lists its product as uncharacterized. The record is from RefSeq and is a predicted model, not a curated record. The transcript has 2 exons. NCBI's taxonomy places the organism in Eukaryota, Metazoa, Arthropoda, Insecta, Lepidoptera, Sphingidae. The coding region runs from base 308 to 1381 and encodes 357 amino acids.